This is a messenger RNA of Cotesia congregata, 336 nucleotides long. The record is from the annotation of a GenBank genome assembly. NCBI's taxonomy places the organism in Eukaryota, Metazoa, Arthropoda, Insecta, Hymenoptera, Braconidae.
AUGGCAUCAGCAGCGAUGGAUGUUGACGAAGAAGAGAUUGAUAUGCCUACUUCCAGUAGUGGAAGAGGCGACAAAAAACGCUUUGAAGUUAAAAAGUGGAACGCUGUCGCACUUUGGGCUUGGGAUAUUGUUGUCGAUAAUUGUGCUAUUUGUCGAAACCACAUUAUGGAUCUUUGCAUUGAGUGCCAAGCAAAUCAAGCAUCAGCUACCAGUGAGGAAUGUACAGUAGCUUGGGGAGUUUGCAAUCACGCUUUUCAUUUUCAUUGCAUUUCUCGUUGGCUUAAGACACGUCAAGUUUGUCCUCUUGAUAAUCGUGAGUGGGAGUUCCAAAAGUAA